This is a messenger RNA of Boeremia exigua, 3435 nucleotides long. RefSeq lists its product as uncharacterized. The transcript is spliced from 3 exons. NCBI's taxonomy places the organism in Eukaryota, Fungi, Ascomycota, Dothideomycetes, Pleosporales, Didymellaceae. The record is from RefSeq and is a predicted model, not a curated record. The coding region runs from base 316 to 3192 and encodes 958 amino acids.
CAGCAGUGCACCGGUGUCUAGCGGGGGUCUCUAGCCCGCGUUCACAGCGUGUGACGGGCUGGUCUGCUCGAUUCGCUGGCUGCUCUGCAGGUGCGGCUGCCGGCUGAGAAGCUUGACUCUUGCUUGAGCAGCGCGCGCGUCCACAUCACAACAAUGUCUCACGAGUCCGGAUAGAAGCGUCUUGCAUUGGAGCCUGCUGCAUCGGUGUCCGCUGAUCGCCUGUUAUUCUUAGCGGAGGCCAUUGCCGUGCCUCGCCCCGCAUCCCCAUCGUGCAGCUUCGCGGCAUAGCUCCAAGCUGCCACCCGCGCGACCACGAUGCCCAAACCUUGGUUCAAGUCGAACAAGUCGCACACGUCUGUCGACAAUUCGUCUGGGCAACCGUCUCCGGUGCCUUCUGUGAACAACGAGUUCCAGAGUGUCAACGGGCAGCCGGCCCAGCUUGGACAGCAACCCCCGCAGCAGCCGCCUCUCGGUAUCGCCCAGCAGCAGCAGCAGUACAGAACGUCGCAACCGCAGUCGUACCCCCAGCGCACCACCAGCACGAGCCACAGCCACCGCCUGAGCGCGCACGACCAGCUGCAAGGCUACCAGCAGCCCGCCGGCCCUCCCGACCCCUCGCCCGCCUUCGAUCCAGCUCGCCCGAGCGCGCAGCAGCUGCCCGCCCCCGUGUACGCGCAGGAGCCGCCCAAGAAGUCGCGCCUCAGCCGCAUCGCCGCUGGACUGACUGGCCACAAGGACGACGACCCCGCGAAGCAGGCGAGCAAGAGCUCGGUGGGCCGCCGCCAGUCGACGAGAGGCAGAGAGAGCCGCCCGCCCGAGUACCACCCGCAGGACGCGCCGCGCCUGGACACGCCGUCGCAGCAAUACCACCAGCGCCACGGCUCCCAGCAGCAGCUGCCCACCUCGGUCGAGCAAGACGAAGGCAGCCCGGGCCUCGACCCCUUCCUCCAGCAGAACCCGAGCACGCCGGAGGUCCCCCCGAAAGACAUCCAGUACCAGCAGCAUCCGCCGCAGUUUGCGCCAAACUCGCACCAGCCUCAGUACAGUCGGCCGCAGCUCGACAGGGUAAGCACCGAAGGUAGCUACCAGAAGCAGAGCGGGGUAGAGCACUACAGCCCCAACCAACACCAAGGCCCGCAGCAACCACAACCGCAGCAGAACCAGCAAUACCAGGACUACCAGCCGCCUGCGCAGCAGUCUCAGAAUCCAGACACAUACCAGUCCUUUGCCCCGCCUGCCGCACCAAGCCCGCGACUCGGCAACGUCCAGCUGCACGGUCAAGACAUCGCACAGCAGCAGCGCAAUUACUAUCAAUACCAGCAACCGCAAGCCCCUCAGCAAGCACCUCAGCAAGCUGCCCAGCAGGCUCCCCAGCAAGCUCAGUCGCAGUCACCGCAGGACGGCCACACCCAGGGCAACCAGUAUCAGCAACAGUUUGCGCCCCGACCCCAAUCUCAGCCACAGCAAGCCCAAGAGUAUCGUCAGCAGCAGGGUCACCCUACUGGGACCGUAUCACUGCACCAGCCCGAGCUGCAGCAUCCUCAAGCGACUCGUGGUGUGCCGCAGAUAGCUCAGCAGGGCCAGCCGGUCGACUCGCAGCACCUGCAACAAUUGCGUCCACCGUCUUCUCAACAGCAGCCAGCCCCACCAUCACCGCUGCAGCAUCAGUACCAACCAUACGACCAACAGCAGAGCCAGCAGUCACAGGGUUCGGAUUCGCCAAGCUCGAAAAUCUCGGCCCUGAAUCAAAGCCAAGACAACAUGGCACCUAGCAGCCAAAGCAAUGGCAGAGUACGCAAGGUGGCUGAUGGAGGCCAACAGCAGUCCACAACUUCAUCGAGAGAGUCGUCGCUUCUACAACAACCUACACCACAAGGUCAGCCACAAGGACAGACACCUGUGUCGCCAGGCGUCGCGACAUUUGGAGCUAAUGUUGUACCUACAGCUUCGCAAGGUCAGCCCUACCGAGGCGACAAACAGGGUGGGGAGACAGGCCGUGCGACACCUCCAACACGAUUGGCCCUCGCCGACAUGACUGAAGAAGACUAUGAGAGGAUAACAAAAGAGCACGAUGUUCUACGCGAGAAAUACCAGAAAGUGAAAAGGUACUUCUUCGAGCAGCAGAGUCAGGUACAUCAACUGCAGAACACUCUGGCAAACCAACGUCUUUCCUUGUCACGCACAUCGUGGGACGACAGCGAGUACUCAACCCGCUUCAACAGACUUGAUGGACUAAUAGCACAGCUUUCCUUCUCGAUUCGAAAGGACUGGAAGUCAAUUCCGCCAUGGCUGCACCCGGUAGUCAACAAGAAUGCAGUAGAGAUAGGCAAGCAGGAAAUGACUGCCGUUGGCCGUGCCUUCAUGUCACAUUGGCUAGUGGAGAAUAUUUUUGAGAAAUACUUUCAUCCAGACCUAGAACCUGGCUUCUCAACCCAGCUCCGGAUGAUCCAACUCAAUAUCCGCAAGUUCGCGCCCUCGUGUCAUUCUUCAGAGGACGAGGAUUCGCUAGCUGCUAAGAUGAUCAACUGGCGGCUAGCGACGCUUGAGGGCCUGGCAGACCUGCUCAGAGCACCCCAGGCGGAAACAAACCGCCAGAAACUUACGGAAACACUCAACGAAAAGCUUAUCGCAUCGCUACAGAUGUUUUUGAACGAUCCCGCCCCGCCCGAUCUUGCUGGUGGCGUACCGAUGAUCGUCGAGCUGGCUGUCAGCAUCGCUCAACAUCUACCCCUAGAAAGUCGAGAAGUCCAUAUCGAGUAUUUCCCGCCAGGCCAUGGUAUUGUGUCUGAACACAUGAAGAUGGAGUCCGGCAUUCCACCCUUGACAAGCCCAAUUGCCGAGCUAGAAGACGAUCGGGUUUCAUUGAAGAGCGUGGCUUCUAGGUUGGACGACAACGCCUCCGUUGGUGAUCAAGACCUGCAGUUUCAACAAGCUUCUCAGAACGUGAAGGAAGAUAAAAAGCGUGGCUUCUUUGGUGGACUGAAGAAACCGACGACUGCACCGGCAGUGCUUGGUAAACGCGAGUCAUCAUUAGGUCAAGGUGGCAGCCAGCAGAGUCUCACAGGACCGCCUGGAAACUCUAUCGGACCAAAAGAUGAGCCCCCUCCACCCCGCGUUCGCUUGGCUGUGGGUGUAGCUGUGCAGAUCAGAGGCAAGAGCGUCUUGAUCAAGGCACCUGUUUACAGCACUUGAACGAGCUACUACGUUGGAUAUAAGCACUAUUUGGAGUCGAUUUUCUUGGUUCUUCUCCGUCGACAGGGUGUGUAGAGGAUGGAAUCCUGGGAAGGCAUCAUAGCUAUAUUUGAAGCGUCCAAGCCUGGAAGGCAUCGUUGUAUUUAGCGAGCGUUGGAUUUGAUGAUGGACUGCAACACCGAUACCCUCGCUGCUUCUACGGUUGAGCAAAGCAUAGCAAUAAUGAUGGUAUUUCCCUGUCCA